Messenger RNA from Globicephala melas (long-finned pilot whale), 1272 nucleotides. The record is from RefSeq and is a predicted model, not a curated record. Lineage: Eukaryota; Metazoa; Chordata; Mammalia; Artiodactyla; Delphinidae.
AAACAAACACAAAUGCUCCUUCCCCAAGGGCGGGGGCGGUGCCUGAGCGACGCACCAAUCACAGCGCGCCCUGCCCUAUAUAAGGCCCUGAGGCCCGUGCAGUAGUUUAUGCUAUUUGCUAGGUGGUACGUAUUGCUCUACUCUAAUGUAAUGUCUGAGAUGGUGCCCGUCGCUCUAGCGGACCAGGUUCCACCGUCCAUGGAAAAACCUCCCCCCCAAAAAAGGGGCAAGAAGCCGGUUGGUUUGACGGGUGAAAGUCGCAAGACCACAAGCGCCUCAUUGUCCAAGUUGAUCAUCGAGGCCCUUUCCAUUUCUCAAGACAGAGCUGGCAUGUCUGUGGUAGCACUGAAAAAGGCGCUAGCAGCCGUGGGCUAUGACGUGGAGAAGAACAACAGCCGCAUCAAGCUGGGUCUCAAGAGCCUGGUUAGCAAAGGAAUUCUGGUGCAGACCAGGGGUACCGGUGCUUCCGGCUCUUUCAAGCUCAGCAAGAAGGUUGCUGCUGAGCCCACCAAGGGAAAGGUCAAGAAGCCUGUUUCUACCAAGACGAAGAAGCAGGUCUUGGCCGGAGACUCCAAAUCUCCGCAGAAAGCUAAGACCAACAAAAAAGCAAGGACGCCGAGGAAAACAAUGGCUGAGAAAGCAGGUUCGAGUGGCAGAAAAGCUAAAGGCGCCAAGGGCAAACAACAACGGCAAAGUCCAGCGAAGGCCAGAGCAGGGAAGCCCAAGGCUGGGAAUUCUAAACUGAUCCAGCUGAAGACUAAUCCUAGGAAAGCAACAACCAAGAAGUAACAUUUCGGCAACGGCCAGUUUUCAUAGAACCCAACGGCUCUUUUAAGAGCCACUCAAAUGAUUUUGAGGGUGUGACAUUGCAUUUUCAGAAGACCCCGGAAGAAAAGACUAUUAGUCAACUUUAUCACUUGACAAUAAGCAAGAUUGUGAUGUGGUGAUAAGUGUCUUGUCAGACAAACGGUACAGACUCUGAAGAGCUUUGGAUACUUAAUGGUAUGCUGACUGCCCAGUUCCAGAAAGUUAGGUUGUCCAUCCUAAUAAAAAUAAGGCACAUUCCUUGUAUGUAAGUUCCUAAAUGCUUAGAAAAGUGCUGGAUUUUAAGCCGAGAGAGGAGAGGAGAUCAGCUCCGUGCCCAACCAUACCUGACCAUGUUUUUUCACCUAAUGAUACUCUAGUAUAUGACUUAAUGUGCCUUUCCAUGUAAGAUUUCUGAACUCAGUCUCCAUGGACUUUACAGGGGUUAAUAUACAGAAACCAAGGUCU